CUAAAGAAGCUUCUUUUCUGCAUCAACAAAAACCAGCCCUUGCAGAGCUAACCAGACUGCAUAUCUAUCUCUCUCUCUCUAGCCAUUCUCCUGGUCUCGUUCUUGCUCCUCAACCUUUUGCUGGUCUGUAUUUUUCAAGUUCUUUCAUCGUGAACAACUUUGAUGUCUAUUCCAAAAGAACAUGAUUACAUAGGCUUAUCAGAGAAUUCUCCCAUGGAAAGAAUCUCUGACAAGCUUUCCUCUUCCUCUUCUUCCUCCUCUACUCUCUCAACAGAAGAGAACAGCAACAUAAACAAGAAUUCUCUCAACCUGAAAGAAACUGAGCUCAGGCUUGGUUUGCCUGGGUCUCAGUCCCCUGAGAGAAAACCCUUGCCUGGAGUGUCUCUUUUUGGUAAAGAUAUUGAUACCAACACUAAUGGGUAUUCUCUUAGCCCAUUAAAGAAUUUAGUCUCAGGGGCUAAAAGAGGUUUCUCAGAUGCCAUUGAUGGGUCUUCUGGGAAAUGGGUUUUCUCUGUGAAUAAUGGAUCUGAUGCUGGUUUGAAUAAGGGGGCUGUGUUAUUUUCUCCCAGAGGUGAUAAUGGUAAUACACAGAAAUCUUCUGUAUGCGGACCAGCUAAGAAAGAGGUUGUCGGUGUUAUUACUCAAUCUCCAAAGCCGGUUCAAGAGAAGAACAGUCAAGUAUCUGGUGCAAAUGAGAACAAUAAUGCUCCUGCUUCAAAGGCACAAGUGGUAGGAUGGCCACCUAUUCGUUCGUUCAGGAAGAACACUAUGGCCUCUAAUUUGACAAAGAACAAUGAAGAAGCUGAAGGAAAAUCUGGAUUUGGUUGCCUUUACGUAAAGGUUAGCAUGGAUGGUGCACCAUACCUCAGGAAGGUCGACCUCAAAACCUACACCAACUAUGUGGAACUUUCAUCUGCACUUGAGAAGAUGUUCAGUUGCUUUACCAUUGGACAAUGCGGUUCCCAUGGAUUUCCAGGGCGAGAUGGCCUGAGCGAGACUUGUUUAAAGGAUCUGCUCCAUGGCUCUGAAUAUGUUCUCACAUAUGAAGACAAGGAUGGUGAUUGGAUGCUUGUUGGUGAUGUACCCUGGGAGAUGUUUACCGACUCAUGCAGGAGGCUGAGGAUCAUGAAAGGUUCAGAGGCAAUUGGACUUGCUCCAAGGGCCAUGGAGAAAUGCAAGAAUCGUAAUUAGUGUACAAGCAUCAUUAUUCAAGGAGGCUCAAAAACAAGUUUUCUGAAAUUCCAAGAAGCCUGAAGAGUGUGUAAAAGUUGAGUACUUUGCUCAUGAGCAGUAUAUGUUUGGAAAUGUCAUAAGUUUGCUUUUUUUAGUGAACUGGGGAAGAAAAAACUUUCUAGUAGACAGAAUGUCAUUGAAGACAAAUAUUUAGGGUUUGCUUAGUUUAAUUAUUCUCUUAGCUCUACUCUUUUCAUGUGUAUUUCAAGUUAUGUAAAUGAAUGGAUUGUUUAUAAACCAUCUUCUAUCUCCCUCUUUAAAUAAAGAAGAGUUUUAUUAGCUCUGAUCAAUACAAUGCUCAAUUACUAAAA
Hevea brasiliensis (rubber tree) is the source of this 1544-nucleotide messenger RNA. RefSeq names its product auxin-responsive protein IAA27. The record is from RefSeq and is a predicted model, not a curated record. NCBI's taxonomy places the organism in Eukaryota, Viridiplantae, Streptophyta, Magnoliopsida, Malpighiales, Euphorbiaceae. Gene Ontology annotation, biological process: regulation of DNA-templated transcription. Gene Ontology annotation, molecular function: protein binding. The coding region runs from base 163 to 1191 and encodes 342 amino acids. The transcript has 5 exons. Gene Ontology annotation, cellular component: nucleus.